CCUUUUCGUUGUCUUACUGCAGUUCGUAGAGUAGCAAACGGUAAAGGAAAAUGGCGAGCAUAAGAUCAAGCUUGCCGUCGAGGCUUCGGCAGCUUAUCUCUAGUGAUGGGGCAAUUGGUGCCCCCGCUGUUCAAAUUGAUCCCCAGCCUUUUCCACCAUACACUAGCCGGAGAUUAGAUUGUGAAAAACUUGCUUAUUACGUAGUGGAACUGGAAUUUCCGGAGAUAACCUUUAUCAUAGUGACGUUUGGUGAUCUGAAGAAAGUUUCUUCAAGGAUAAAGGCUUUUGUUGAAAAGGUUAUCCAGUGCCCUUUGCAGGACAUAGCGAUUCCUCUUUCUGGUUUCCGUUGGGAAUAUGGAAAGGGAAACUUCAACCAUUGGAGAUCACUAUUUCUACAUUCAUAUUUCAAGGCCUAUUUAUCUUCUAGAAAUGAUCUCCUUCUGGCAGAUGACAUUUUAGGUGAUGUCAGCCCAUUCCCCAAACAGGCAGUUUUACAGUGAGAGUUAUGCAAAUUAUUCUAGAAAAUUGCCACAAUAAGAGUUCUUUCGCUGCUAUAGAGCAUUUGAAGCUUUUGCUUGCUUCAACAGAUCCGGAUGUUCUUAUAGCAGCUUUGGAGGCUCUUUGUGCAUAUGUGAAAAUAAUCCCAUCGAAAUUGCACGUAAAUGGAAAGCUGGUUGGAUGUGGGUCUGUGAACAGUUACCUUUUACCACUUGCACAAGGUUGGGGUAGCAAAGAAGAAGGCCUGGGCUUGUAUUCUUGUGUUUCUCUACAUGAGAGGUCUGAGGAGGAUGCAUUAUGCUUGUUUCCAUCUGAGGUACAAAAUGAUUGUGACAAGCUGCAAUCGCCUAGGGUCCACACUGUAUUUUGAGUUGCGUGGGACUUUAUCUACUGGGUCUAGUGUAAUUCAGCUCCCGGAUCUUCAUUUGCGAGAAGAAGAUGACCUGUCACUCAUGAAGUUCUGUAUUCUGCAGUAUAAGGUGCCUUUCCAGCUCAGGUUUCCGUUGUUAUCCAGAAUCAGAUAUGCUCGUGCAUUCCGUUCCUCUAGAAUGUGCAGGAUUUACAGCAAGAUUUCUCUUCUUGCUUUUAUUGUGCUUGUACAGUCAAGUGAUGCUCAUGAUGAACUUGCUUCCUUUUUCGAUAAUGAUCCGGAAUAUGCAAAUGAAUUGAUUAGAAUUGUGAAGUCUGAAGAAAUUGUAUCUGGUACCAUGAAGACCCUAGCAGUGACAGCACUGGGAGCACAGGUAGCUGCAUAUUCUGCAUGUCAUAAAAGGGCACGAAUAUUGAGUGCAUUGGACAUCAUUGUUGCUGAUGGCUUCCUCAUGAUUGUCCUUAAUGUCUUGCAAAGGGCACUUUUAUCGCUGAACAACCCCAUUGAUUUGUCAUCCAUUGUCUUCGUUGAAGCCCUGCUGCAAUUUUUUUUGCUGCAUGUAAUAUCUUCUGCUAGUACUGGAACUGUUGUUAGGGGAUCGGGGAUGGUGACCACCUUUUUGCCACUUUUAGAAGAUUCAAAUCCUACACACUUGCGUCUUGUUUGUAUAGCUGUGAAAAUUUUACAGAAGCUAAUGGACUACAGCAACACAGCUGUCACCCUUUUCAGUGACUUGGCUGGAAUUGAGCUUUUGAUUCGUAGACUGCAGGUUGAAGCACAUAGAUUGAUUGAUUUCACUGGCUCAAAGGAUAAUACUGUGACCACAGAUGACUAUUUUGAAUAUACUCAGUCCUACACUCAGAAGAGAUUGGUCAGAGCUUUGUUGAAGGCCCUUGGUUCUGCCACUUAUGCCACAGCGAAUUCUGUGCACUCUCAGAAUUCUUAUGAUGCGGCCUUGGCUCCCACUUUGUUGAUGAUUUUUAGCAACAAGGUAAAGUUUGGAGGUGAGAUCUUUUCGGCAGCUGUUACUCUUAUGAGUGAAAUGAUUCACAAAGAUCCAACAUGUUUUAAUGCAUUGUAUGACUUGGGUCUUCCUGCGGCAUUCCUUUCAUCAGUUGUGGCUGGAAUACUUCCUUCUUCCAAAGCCAUCACAUGUAUUCCAAAUGGUCUUGGGGCUGUUUGCCUCAACUCCAAGGGCUUGGAAGCUGUCAGAGAAACUUCUGCUUUACGCUUCCUUGUUGAGAUCUUUACUGAUAGGAAGUAUGUAAUGGUGGUAAAUGAAGCCAUUGUUCCUUUGUCAAAUGCUUUGGAAGAGCUGCUGCGGCAUGUAUCUUCUUUGAGAGGUAGUGGUGUUGAUCUUAUAAUUGAAAUAAUUAACAGCGCUACAUUGCUUGCUGAUGCCAAGUUGAAGGGGUCGAUUAGAAAAACCGAUGAAAUGGACAUGGAUUCUGUGGAAUCAGGGGGUAUGGAAAACUUAAGUGGAUGCUCAGAAAUUGGUAUAGCAGACUGUCCUGUUGAUGGUAUCAGUGAUCAGCAGUGUAUGCAACUUUGCAUCUUUCAUGUAAUUGUAUUACUUCACAAGACGAUGGAAAAUUCUGAAACCUGUCGCUUAUUUGUGGAGAAAUCUGGUAUUGAAGCUGUGCUGAAACUUCUGUUACGCCCAAGCAUUACUCAAUCAUCAGAAGGAAUGUCAAUAGCUUUGAAUUGCACUGUGGUAUUCAAGUGUUUUACGCAGCAACAUUCCAGUCGUCUGGCUCGUGCUAUCUGUUCUUCGCUGCGUGAUCUUUUGAAAGAAACUCUGGCUAGGUUUAGUAACCUCUCUGGUUCCUUUCUGUUAGAUCCUAAGGCCAGUCCAGACCCUUUAUUAUUUUCUUCUCUAUCCCUGAUCGAGUUCGCCUUGUUUCUUGCUGCCUCAAAAGAUAGUCGUUGGUUAACUGCGUUAUUCACUGAGUUUGGUAAUGGUGAAAAAGAUGUGCUAGUAGAUAUCGGUCAUGUUCAUCGUGAAGUUCUUUGGCAAAUUGCAUUGCUUGAAGACGUGAAGGUUGCAGCAGAAGAUGAAUCGACUGAUAGAGUUCAUGCCUCACAGCAGUCUGAGUGGGGCUUGAAUGAUACUGAAGACCCCAGGCUGAACUUCACGCAGUUUCUUGAUCCUGUGCUUAGAAGGAGAACAUCGGGAUGGAGCUUUGAGUCACAAUUUUCCGAACUUAUAAAUUGGUAUCGUGAUUUUAGUCGGCCGUCGAGUCGUCAGCAUCAGCAGGUUGAACCAGGUCUGGAACAGCAUGGGUCAAGUUCCUUGGAUUUGACUGAGUCUAGUGCUAGAAAGGAUGAUGACAAUCAAAGGUCACGCCGUCGAUCUUUCCGUGACAUGGUAUCUUCUUUAUCAAUUCACAUUACACAUAUGUUUCAAGAGUUGGGGAAGGUGAUGCUGUUACCUUCUCGUCGGAGGGAGGAUGUGCUGAAUCUGUCUCCUUCUGCAAAAUCAGUGGGAAGAACUAUGGGGCUCCUUACCGUUUAACAGACUGAGUCAAGAACUAUGGGAAGCUUUAAUGCUGCUUUGAAAAGUAAUAGAUAUAUUAAUAAAGCAAAUAAUUACAUGACAGGGAAUUACUAAUCCAACUAAAUCAAACAAGUUGUUUGCAUGACUACUUGUUCUAUACAAAAUAAUAUGUACAUUUACCACCAUCACAAACCAUAAAUCCAAUGACAGCUACUCGAGAUGAAGAAGACCACAAUGAAGGCUUCUAGAUCUGGAAACUCUACACUCAAUCAACCAAGAGCAGAACACCUAUGACAGCGGCCCAGAGUCGGCACAGGUACUGGGAGACUGGAGCUCACAAAUUUUGUUCUCCUUUCCAGUUUUUAAAUUUUUAGAGAGGAUUGAAAAUACAAACUCAAUCAUAUAGGCGUUGGGACUUUAGAUCCGCUGUAUUCAAUAUCUCGUGCACACAUACUGUUUAUCAUUUUAAAGUAAAAAAUGUAGAGCUUUUCAAAGGUGUUGACGGUUCUUGUGUAGUAUAUAAUGAUUAAAGAAUAAAUAAAGAGG
This is a messenger RNA of Striga asiatica, 3911 nucleotides long. The record is from the annotation of a GenBank genome assembly. NCBI's taxonomy places the organism in Eukaryota, Viridiplantae, Streptophyta, Magnoliopsida, Lamiales, Orobanchaceae.